Dromiciops gliroides (monito del monte) is the source of this 630-nucleotide messenger RNA. Its product is annotated as retinol dehydrogenase 10-like. The record is from RefSeq and is a predicted model, not a curated record. The transcript has 2 exons. Gene Ontology annotation, cellular component: lipid droplet. Bases 1 to 630 code for a protein of 209 amino acids. NCBI's taxonomy places the organism in Eukaryota, Metazoa, Chordata, Mammalia, Microbiotheria, Microbiotheriidae. Gene Ontology annotation, molecular function: oxidoreductase activity, acting on the CH-OH group of donors, NAD or NADP as acceptor.
AUGGAGGAAGUUGGAGAGGUCUCAGUCCUAGUUAAUAAUGCUGGUGUGGUCUCUGGGCAUCAUCCCUUGGAAUGGCCUAAUAAGCUUAUUGAGAGAACCAUGAUGGUCAAUUGCAAUGUACAUUUCUGGACCACUAUAGCUUUUCUUCCUACAAUACUGGAGAUUAAUCAUGGUCACAUUGUGACAGUUGCAAGUUCCCUAGGAUUGUUCAUUACUGCUGGAGUUGAGGAUCAUUGUGCCACCAAAUUUGGAGAUGUGGGUUUUCAUAAAUCCCUGAGCCAUGAGUUAAAGCCUGCUGAAAAGGAUGGAAUUAAAACAACAUUAGUGUGUCCUUACCUUGUAGAUACUGACAUGUUCAGAGGCUGCAGAAUCAGGAAAGAAAUUGAGCCUUGUCUACCACCUUUAAAGCCAGAUUAUUGUGUGAAACAGGCCAUGAAUGCCAUCCUCACAGAGCAGCCCAUGAUCUGCACCCCUCACCUCGUGUACAUUGUAACUUUCAUGAAGAACAUCCUGUCUUUUGAAGCAGUUGUCUGCAUGUAUUGGUUCCUAGGAGCACACAAGUGUAUGUACCACUUCAUUGCACGAAGAAAACAAGCUACAAACAAUAAUGAAGCUAAAAAUGGAAUUUAA